This is a messenger RNA of Alligator sinensis (Chinese alligator), 6263 nucleotides long. It is a transcript of the gene SLC12A6, whose product is annotated as solute carrier family 12 member 6. The record is from RefSeq and is a predicted model, not a curated record. The transcript is spliced from 26 exons. Lineage: Eukaryota; Metazoa; Chordata; Crocodylia; Alligatoridae. Gene Ontology annotation, molecular function: potassium:chloride symporter activity. Gene Ontology annotation, biological process: chloride ion homeostasis; cell volume homeostasis; potassium ion import across plasma membrane. Gene Ontology annotation, cellular component: membrane. Bases 1041 to 4550 code for a protein of 1169 amino acids.
GUGCGCGUGCGCAUGCGCCGUGGCGGGCGGGAGGGGGAAGUGCGACUCCCCUAGCCACGGAGCCCUUGCACCCGGCAGCCUCCUCUUCUCCAUCCUCCCCGGGCGCGGCAUCCGGGAGCAGCCGCCGGCCCGAGGGAAAAUCCAGCUGCGUUAACCUUGGGAGCUGGUGGAACUGGAGCAUCAUUGAGUCACGGGGACCUCGUGGGCAUUGCGUGGAAGAGUUUUUGCCCGGCGGGAGGAUAUUCAGCUGCCAGAGCCCUGAGGGAUGGUGGCAGUCCUACUCCAGGACUUGGGAUAUUCAACCUUCAAGCACACUUUUUUGGUGCAUCCAAAGUGCAAGGUGUAUUAGCACAGAGUGUAUGCGCUUUGGAACCUGCUGGCGUACUCGCUGUCCUUGCUCGCCACACCAGAAAUCGGUCAGUGAUUCUCCUCCUCGUGCUCGGAUCACUUGGUUUGCUUGGUCUCUUCGCACAUUUUGCACCGGGACUUGGUGAAACCUCUUGUCUUUUUUUGCACUUUCACAUGUUUCUAACCAAUGGACCCCUCUUCAAACCAAAUCCCCUUUUGGAUAUUUACCCAAAAAAUAAUUAUUUGCAUCAGGACGUGAAAGUUUCUUCUUGCCUGUUUUGGCACUGGAAGUCUGCAGAGUAGUAAUAGUAACGGAUUAUCUGUGCAAACAGUUUCAAAUCAGGAACUCUGACAAACAGCUCACUGAGUGAAUCAGAUAGCUGUUGAUUUAUUUACUGGGUAAACCAUGGGUCAAGCCCUGCACUCCCUUCUUAGCCACACCCAUGGAAAAUUCACUUGAUAAUCAAGAGGUGUCUGGACACCACAUAGUAGCAGAUCACAGGAGAUCCAUGGUAGACAUGCAUUUGCUGUAUGGUGGAACUUCCUGUUAUGCAGUUCAUUUUGCUACCUUCUUAAAUUAUCACUUCUUUUUUAUUUAUUAAGAUUUCUGGAUGAUCAUAAUUUUAACAUUUCCAGGAAUGUAUUAGAUUGUUCCACCACCCUCCCAACAACACCAACACAGUAGCUACACAAUGGCUUCUGUCCGGUUCAUGGUGACCCCUACGAAAAUCGAUGACAUCCCAGGCCUCUCUGAUACCAGCCCUGACCUCAGCUCCCGCUCUAGCUCCCGGGUUCGCUUCAGCUCCCGGGAGAGUGUUCCUGAGACAACCCGGAGUGAGGGCAUGAGUGACUUCUCUGUAGCGACUACGUCACUGGCUACGGUAGCAGCUGAUCCAGCUAGUGAUAAGAUAUCCAACCCUCGUGAUGUGACAGAAGACAUGAGUCAAACUUCCAUCACAGGGGAGCAGUGUCAGCUCUUAGAUCCUGGGCACAAAAAGGAUCUCCACAACUAUCUCAAUAACAGCAACUAUGAGGAUGGCGACGAGUACUUCGACAAGAACCUGGCACUCUUUGAGGAGGAAAUGGACACCAGGCCUAAGGUGUCCUCUCUACUCAACCGCAUGGCAAACUACACCAACCUGACUCAGGGGGCACGGGAGCAUGAGGAGGCAGAAAACAUCACGGAAGGCAAGAAGAAACCCACCAAAAUCCCCCAGAUGGGCACCUUCAUGGGCGUCUACCUUCCUUGCCUGCAAAAUAUCUUUGGAGUGAUCCUCUUCCUGCGUCUCACCUGGGUGGUGGGCACAGCUGGAGUGUUGCAGGCCUUUGCCAUUGUCUUCAUGUGCUGUAGCUGUACUUUACUGACAGCCAUAUCCAUGAGUGCCAUUGCCACCAACGGAGUUGUACCAGCUGGGGGUUCCUACUUCAUGAUCUCCCGGGCACUAGGCCCUGAAUUUGGGGGUGCUGUGGGGCUCUGCUUCUACCUUGGUACGACCUUUGCUGCUGCCAUGUACAUCCUGGGAGCCAUUGAGAUCUUUCUGAUGUACAUUGUCCCUGCGGCGGCCAUCUUCCACAGUGAGGAUAUACUGAAGGAGUCAGCAGCCAUGCUGAACAACAUGCGGGUCUACGGUUCUGCCUUCCUCCUCCUCAUGGUGCUGGUGGUCUUUGUCGGGGUGCGCUACGUCAACAAAUUUGCCUCGCUCUUCCUAGCCUGCGUCAUUGUCUCCAUCCUGGCCAUCUACGCUGGAGCUAUCAAAUCUUCCUUUUCUCCCCCCAGCUUCCCGGUCUGCAUGCUGGGAAAUCGCACACUCUCUCGUCGGCACAUAGAUGUCUGUGCAAAAACCCAGGAACAGGGCAACAUCACAGUGCCCACCCGACUCUGGGGUCUCUUCUGCAACUCCAGCAAACAGCUCAAUGCCACCUGCGAUGAGUACUUUGCCCACAACAACGUCACCUUCAUCCAGGGCAUCCCAGGUCUGGCAAGUGGCAUAAUUACUGAGAAUUUGUGGGCCAGCUAUCUGCAAAAGGGGGAGAUUGUUGAGAAGCCCUCAAUUCAUUCUGUCGAUGUGCUAGGAGCCAUGAACCAAGAGUAUGUGCUGGCUGAUAUUACCACUUCCUUCACCCUCCUCGUGGGAAUCUUCUUUCCCUCUGUCACUGGUAUCAUGGCUGGUUCAAACCGCUCUGGAGACCUGAAAGAUGCUCAAAAAUCCAUCCCCAUUGGCACCAUUCUAGCCAUUCUCACCACCUCCUUUGUCUAUCUCAGCAACGUGGUUCUCUUUGGGGCCUGUAUUGAAGGAGUAGCGCUGCGGGACAAGUUUGGUGAUGCAGUGGAUGGGAAUCUGGUGGUUGGCACACUCUCCUGGCCUUCACCCUGGGUCAUUGUUAUUGGUUCGUUCUUCUCCACCUGUGGGGCCGGACUGCAGAGCCUCACUGGUGCCCCCAGGCUGCUGCAGGCAAUCGCCAAGGACAACAUUAUACCCUUCCUACGGGUAUUUGGCCAUGGCAAAGCCAACGGGGAACCAACAUGGGCACUGCUCUUGACAGCAGGCAUUGCUGAACUGGGUAUCCUCAUUGCUUCAUUGGACCUUGUGGCUCCUAUCCUGUCUAUGUUCUUCCUCAUGUGUUAUCUCUUUGUGAACCUGGCCUGUGCAUUACAGACUUUGCUGCGUACCCCCAACUGGAGACCCCGCUUCCGUUACUAUCACUGGGCACUCUCCUUCAUGGGCAUGAGCAUCUGCUUGGCACUUAUGUUCAUUUCUUCUUGGUAUUAUGCCAUCAUAGCCAUGGUGAUUGCUGGCAUGAUCUACAAAUACAUCGAGUAUCAAGGAGCUGAGAAGGAGUGGGGUGAUGGGAUCCGGGGCCUGUCCUUAAGUGCUGCCCGCUUUGCUCUGCUGAGGCUGGAGGAGGGACCCCCUCACACCAAGAACUGGAGACCCCAGCUGUUAGUGCUUCUGAAGCUAGAUGAGGACCUGCAUGUGAAGCACCCACGCCUGCUCACCUUUGCAUCACAGCUCAAAGCUGGCAAGGGCCUUACCAUUGUGGGUUCUGUCAUGGUGGGCAACUUCCUGGACACCUAUGGAGAAGCCCUAGCAGCUGAACAGACCAUUAAGCAUCUAAUGGAGUCGGAGCGGGUAAAGGGUUUUUGCCAGGUGGUGGUGGCUGCCAAGGUUCGGGAGGGCAUCUCCCACCUCAUCCAAUCCUGUGGCCUUGGGGGCAUGAAGCACAACACGGUCGUGAUGGGCUGGCCCAGUGGCUGGCGCCAGAGUGAGGAUGCCCGUGCAUGGAAGACCUUUAUUGGCACUGUCAGGGUCACUACAGCUGCCCGACUUGCCCUCUUGGUGGCCAAGAAUAUAGCCUUUUUCCCUAGCAACGCGGACCCAUUUGUGGAAGGCAACAUUGAUGUGUGGUGGAUUGUCCAUGAUGGUGGCAUGCUCAUGUUGCUUCCCUUCCUGCUCAAGCAGCACAAGGUGUGGCGUAAGUGCAAAAUCCGUAUUUUCACGGUGGCCCAACUGGAGGACAACAGUAUCCAGAUGAAGAAAGACCUGGCUACCUUUCUGUACCACUUACGAAUUGAAGCUGAGGUGGAGGUGGUGGAAAUGCAUGACAGUGACAUCUCUGCAUAUACCUACGAGCGGACUUUGAUGAUGGAGCAGCGUUCCCAGAUGCUGCGGCAAAUGAGGCUCUCCAAGACAGAGCGGGAUCGGGAGGUGGGUGAGCUCUGUGUGCUUAGGAGGGAAAAGGAGUAUGGUGGUAAGUUACUGCUUAGGGGGUACUCACUAGUUUUCCUGAAGGCUCAGCUGGUGAAAGAUCGCAACUCCAUGCUGCGCCUAACCAGCAUCGGCUCUGAUGAAGAUGAGGAGACUGAAACCUACCAGGAGAAGGUGCACAUGACCUGGACCAAGGACAAGUACAUGGCAUCCCGUGUCCAGAAAGCAAAGACAUUAGAGGGUUUCCAGGACUUGCUCAACAUGAAGCCGGACCAUUCCAAUGUGCGGCGUAUGCACACAGCUGUGAAGCUCAACGAAGUGAUUGUGAACAAGUCGCAUGAUGCCAAAUUGGUUCUGCUGAACAUGCCUGGACCUCCACGUAACCCUGAGGGCGAUGAGAAUUAUAUGGAGUUCCUAGAGGUGCUUACAGAAGGCUUGGAACGUGUGCUGCUGGUGCGUGGGGGUGGCAGUGAGGUCAUCACCAUUUACUCCUAGUAAAUGGCUCCUCCUGCAUCUGGCUGGCUGCCUGCCUUCAUUACACUGUAGCACAUUGGACCAUUCCUUUACCUGCCUGCCUCCCCCUAGGAGCCAUCUUCUGCCACUGCAGCCUUCUUUUUCUGUCACAGAAUGAGGCCUGCUCCUUCUUUCUCCUUAGCAGGCUACCUGGUUGUUAGCCAUGGCUCAAUGGAGUGUGUAUGUGAAGGGUGGCUCAAAGCUGACACUUCCUUGGUCCUAACCCUGGAGCUGAUACAGAUCAGAAUUAGCCUAGCUAGGGGCAACUGGACAGAUAAAUGGAGUGGGAUAGUAGAUGUGGUGGGGGCACACCCCACACUGAGCCAUUACCUGAGCAUCUAAUCUAUGGUAAGAAGGGGGAGGAAGUGAAGGGACGUAACCUGAAGGGGGUGGGAUGGAGGUAGAGAUUGUUACACAGCAGGGCAGGGAGGGGUAGUAUGGUACAGAAUGAAGUAGAGGACAGAUCUAAAAUGGAUAGGUUGCAGUGGAGGAAUUCCCCCUCCCCAGGAGUCGUGUGGAACAGGUAUUCUCCAAUUCCACUUUCCAUGCAGUGCCAAAGCUGCUUUGCUUUUCUUAUUAUUUAAGUAGAGAAAAAGAGUGAGUGCAUGUAUGAAAGAGAAGUAGGAGACUGUUCAGGCUCUUCUGGACUAUCCCCCCCUUUUUGUCUAGUCUGACCCAGGCCCCCAUAACCUUUCUUCUCACUUAGACUGGCUUCAAAGGAAUCUGGUGUUUCAGGAACUGGGGCUGUUCCAUUGGUUUGCCAGAGCAGAGCACCAACAGGCACUGGCACAAAAUUCCCUUUCUGCCUCCCUGUCCUAAUAAUCAGGGACUCCUUUGGGCCCCUUCCUUCCCAGGAGGGGCUGCCCAGGAGUGAGCACCAGCUUUAUCCUAUCACUGGCUAUAAUGCUCUGGUGGCUGUAGUGAAAGGUCUGGCUGACUACUCGGAGUUGUUUUUGGUGUUACUAUUUUAGCAAUCCACCAAUGGCUCAAGCUCACCAAUUACUUGUUCUACCCUCACAGUGAUAGACCUAAGAUAAACGAGGAAAGGGAGCAUUAUCAGUCCAUGGUACCCUAGUUCACUGGUGGGGUGGGGGGGAUUCUUAGAAGUCUUCUUUCCCCGUUUCCUCCAUAAUCUGUUUAGCUUAAAAACUGUUUAAACCCCCCCCAGCAAAUGCACUGGGGGAUGCCUGGCCAAGAGCAAGUGCAAUCCUGAAGGGAGAGCAAGUUCCCUUUGUGUUAGUGAGCACAAGGAGAUGCUUACUGUAUUCCUAAUCAUGGCUGGCUAAAAUGGUUACUAGGACCUUAAAUCACCCAGGAGCCUCAAAACCAAUAAUAAUUUAAAAAACAACCCUUCUUCCUUGCUUACUUAUUUUGAACGGAUUUUUUUUUUUAGUGAGGGUGGGAUUUUUAAUUUAUUAGGGGACAAGAGGCCCCUGUUUACAUGUCACUCUUUAUGUGCAUUUUUUUGCUCUGUAACAGAACUGUAAAAAAAUAAAAAAAUUUUGUACAUGAUUUGCAGUGUCUGGGGAUGAAGUUGUGUGUUUAACAGUGACAUCCCCUCCCUACCACUCCAGGGAGUAGUGCUUCUCCUACUAAUUCCUCAUGCUGACAGCCAGGCCCUGUGCAGUUCUAUGUUAAGUGCUAACAUGAGAUCUAGCAGUACAUGAAAGAGACUGUUGCUGACAGUAUAGUGCC